GACGCACCCCAAACCCCCCCACCCGACCCCCGACACGAGUGGCAUGAACUUGGAGCCGGGUGAGUGCGGGAUGAACUCGGUGAGCUGCGGCAACGGGAGGGAGAAUGACGAGAAGAGCAUCUUCCGUAUCCCCUGGAAGCAUGCCGGCAAGCAGGACUACAACCGCGAGGAGGAUGCCGCCCUCUUCAAGGCUUGGGCUCUUUUUAAAGGCAAGUUCAGAGAAGGCAUUGAUAAACCAGAUCCCCCUACCUGGAAGACAAGAUUAAGGUGUGCUUUGAACAAGAGCAACGACUUUGAAGAACUGGUGGAGAGAAGCCAGCUGGACAUCUCAGAUCCCUAUAAAGUGUACAGAAUAGUGCCGGAAGGAGCUAAAAAAGGUGCAAAACAGAUGAGCAUGGAGGACCAACCGUUAAUGAUGAACCAUCCCUUUCCAAUAACAUCUCCUUACAGCUCACUACCGUCUCAGGUACCGAACUACAUGGUGCCCCAUGAACGGAACUGGAGGGAGUUUGCCCCGGAGCAGCCGCAUCCCGACAUCCCCUACCAGUGCGCCAGCGUCCCCUUCGCAGCUCGCAGCCAUCACUGGCAAGGGCCUGGCUGUGAAAAUGGUUGUCAGGUGACAGGAACCUUUUAUGCUUGUGCCCCUCCUGAGUCCCAGACUCCUGGCAUCCCGAUUGAGCCAAGCAUAAGGUCUGGUGAAGCCCUCGCCCUGACAGAUUGUCGGCUCCACAUCUGCUUAUAUUACCGUGAAAUACUGGUAAAGGAGGUGACAACUUCCAGUCCUGAAGGUUGUAGGAUAUCCCAUGGCCAAAGCUACGAGGUCAGCAGCCUGGAGCAAGUUAUCUUCCCUUAUCCAGAGGAUAACGGCCAGAGGAAGAACAUAGAAAAACUACUGAGCCACCUGGAACGAGGAGUAAUACUGUGGAUGGCGCCUGAUGGCCUCUACGCUAAGAGACUUUGCCAAAGCAGGAUCUACUGGGACGGACCUCUGGCACUCUGCAGUGACCGACCCAACAAGCUGGAGCGGGACCAAACAUGCAAGCUCUUUGACACUCAGCAGUUUUUAGCAGAGCUGCAAGCCUUUGCUCACCAUGGACGCCCACUGCCAAGAUACCAGGUCGCUCUGUGCUUUGGGGAAGAAUUUCCAGAUCCGCAGAGGCAGAGGAAACUAAUUACAGCUCAUGUUGAACCAAUGUUUGCCAGGCAGCUGUAUUACUUUGCUCAACAAAACAGUGGACAUCUUCUGAGAGGCUAUGAUUUACCAGAACUUGUGGCUUGUCCAGAGGAUUAUCACAGAUCUAUUCGCCAUUCCUCUAUUCAAGAAUAA
Eurypyga helias (sunbittern) is the source of this 1327-nucleotide messenger RNA. It is a transcript of the gene IRF4, whose product is annotated as interferon regulatory factor 4. The coding region runs from base 44 to 1327 and encodes 427 amino acids. Gene Ontology annotation, biological process: immune system process; regulation of transcription by RNA polymerase II. The transcript is spliced from 9 exons. The record is from RefSeq and is a predicted model, not a curated record. Gene Ontology annotation, cellular component: nucleus. Gene Ontology annotation, molecular function: RNA polymerase II cis-regulatory region sequence-specific DNA binding; DNA-binding transcription factor activity, RNA polymerase II-specific; protein binding. NCBI's taxonomy places the organism in Eukaryota, Metazoa, Chordata, Aves, Eurypygiformes, Eurypygidae.